Molecule: messenger RNA, 4089 nt
Organism: Procambarus clarkii (red swamp crayfish)
Lineage: Eukaryota; Metazoa; Arthropoda; Malacostraca; Decapoda; Cambaridae
Gene: Bcs1
Product: Bcs1 chaperone
Biological process (GO): protein insertion into mitochondrial inner membrane from matrix; mitochondrial respiratory chain complex III assembly
Cellular component (GO): mitochondrial inner membrane
Molecular function (GO): ATP binding; ATP hydrolysis activity
Source: RefSeq, a predicted model, not a curated record
UGCGAGUCUAGCCAUGGGAGGAAGUAGUGGCGGUGAUGACCGGUGCUGGCGGCUCCAGUCUUGACGCACGCACUACGCAAGCUCUACGCAAGCACUACGCAAGCUCUACGCAAGCUCUACGCAAGCUCUACGUAAGCUCUACGCACGCACCUUACUGGAAAGAUGUCACAACAAUGUAGUUUGGAGAAGAGGUAGCGGCAUGACGUCCAGCAGGACGAGGUUGUGACUUGUCCUGCAGAACUGCUGAUGUAAUAAACGGUCCUUUACCCGUUGUUGGUAGUGUUAUCAUAGUUGUUAAUACAGUAUUGCUGUUAAUUUUGCCGCAAGAAAAUGGGUUUGCAGGACUUAAUAUCGUCGUUAGCAGAAAAUCCUUACUUUAGUGCUGGCUUUGGGUUGUUCGGAGUUGGAGCUGGAGCAGCUAUAUUGAGAAGAGGCUACAUGAUGGGAAUGAUCCUGUUCCGGCGCCACUAUAUGACAACCCUUGAGGUGCCAUGUCGUGAUAAAUCAUAUCAGUGGCUGCUUCAGUGGAUCACUCUUAAAGGUGCAAGGAAAACUCAGCAUCUUAGUGUAGAAACAAAGUUUCAACAAAUAGAAACUGGUAAAAUUACUACUCGUCAUGAUUUUAUACCCAGCGUUGGAGAACACUUUUUUUGGUAUAAAAGAACUUGGAUCCGGGUAGAGCGUUCAAGAUCACAGCAAACAUUAGACCUACACAUGGGGGUUCCAUUUGAAUCUGUUAAACUCACAGCUCUUGGCAAGAAUAAGGAUCUGUUCUUUGAUAUUUUGGAAGAGGCUCGUGACUUGGCAGUAAAACAAAAUGAGGGGAAAACCAUAAUGUACACUGCUCUUGGUGCAGAGUGGCGACAGUUUGGCAAUCCUCGGAAACCUCGUCCACUAAGCUCUGUUGUGCUAGAUAAGGGAGUGUCUGACAAGAUUGUAAAGGAUGUUCAGGAAUUUAUGGAUAAUCCUGAAUGGUACUCCAGCAGAGGAAUCCCGUACAGACGUGGGUACCUGCUUCACGGACCCCCUGGAUGUGGCAAGAGCUCCUUCAUCACGGCUCUGGCUGGAGAAUUACAACUUGGAAUUUGUGUUCUUAACCUGAGUGAACGAGGUCUCACUGAUGACAGACUUAACCACUUGUUAGCCCUGGCUCCAGAGAACACGAUCAUUCUCCUUGAAGAUGUUGAUUCAGCUUUUGCCAGUAGAGAGGAGACUGCAGAGGUGAAAGUGGCUUAUGCUGGCCUCAACAGGCUCACCUUCAGUGGACUCUUGAAUUGUCUUGAUGGUGUUGCAUCAACAGAAGCCAGAAUAGUCUUCAUGACCACAAACUACCCAGAGAGGUUAGAUCCAGCUUUGAUACGGCCAGGUCGUAUUGAUGUUAAAGAAUACAUUGGAUACUGCACAACCUAUCAGUUGGAAAGGAUGUUCUGCAACUUCUAUCCAGAUGCUAUACCAAAUCUAGCAUUAAAAUUUUCACAAGCUUCCAAAAACUUGAGUGUGCCAGUGAGUGCCGCAGCAGUUCAAGGUCACUUUAUGAUUUACAAAGAAGAUCCAGUGGGGGCAAUACAAAAUGUCAUUCAAAUUUCUACUGAAAACACUAUCAAGAGAGAGAUGGAUGAUGAUAUGCUUAUUAAUAUAGAAGGCAGCAUGGUGGAUUCAGAAAGAAUGAUUGACAGCAUGAAGUAAAACCAAGAUACAGUACAUCCUAUGGACUAGCACCAAGUGGGAGGGUCCAUAGCCAAACACCACCAAACACCUGUAAUGGGUUUUCCAGUUUCAGACAGUAAAAACUGAAAUGGUAAACCAGGAGCCAGGACACACCAAAUGCAACUCAGGAGAAACAGGCAGCUGAGAAAGGAAUAAGCAUUGUGCCGCAGACCUAGUAUGCAGACCCCUGCAAACCGGCAAGCAAAGAGAAUCCUGACUGUCCCCACCAUAGAGUUCCACAGCACAUAAUGAACCGAGAUGCUAAUGUACUACAUACACAAUGUAGAUACAAACUACACAGCUCGUGUCCUCGGGUGCACAGUGAUCGUGUCAUUCACUCUUCCGUACUAAGAAUACAAGUUAAUGCUUGGUGAGGAAUGGUUGUAGGUUUAUUGUAAUGUAGAGCCAGUACAGCAAAGACAGUACAGUACUGACUUGCUUUAAUUAUUUUAUAAUUGCACUAGUUGCAAUAUUAUAUAAUAAAUCUUUACCUUAUUCCAUUAGUGCAGUCUUUAUGGGCAGUAAAUGCUGACGAAGGCAACAACAUGGGUAUAUCUUCAUAUGUAGAAGUGCCUUCAUUACUCUGGCCCAAAUCCCACUUUAAUACUUGACCCUCGGUAUUUCCUGUCAAGUUUAUAGAUUAAUAUUUUUGUAGAGAAUAAAUAACAGUAACAAGGUAAUGAUACUACAGGCUUUAUAUACUUUAAAUAUUAAUGUUAAAACAAAAUACAAAAUAAAGUGACAUUAAAGGCAAAUUUAGUCAUGGACAUUGGAGUUAGACUUCAAUAUAUUUCCACAAUAAAAAGAAAAUUCCCUCAUUUCACUAUUACUUUUUUAGAGGAAAUGUAAAUUUUUUGCAAUAUAUUGCAUAUACUCCUGUAAUUAUACAAAUAUUUAAUUCCUUUCUUUGACUAAAAUCUGGAGAGUUGCUAAUUACAAGCUAAAUAAUUAUGGAUGUUUGAAAUUCAUAUUCAGCAUUUUAUGAAAUGAUAAGCAAAAUAAGAUGAAACAUAUGUACUGCGCUACAAAACAUCAGUAAAACAAAUUUUACCUUAUUUUAUUAUGUACCAGAAAAAUUUUAAAUAGAACUACUGCAUAUACAGUAAUGUGAAAAUGAUGAAGUAAUAUUAAUAAGGUGUUAAAUACAUCAACACAAAAAGAAGACAAAUUAGGUAAGUUUAAAUAUAUAAACAAAUUGGUUAAACAUUGAUUAGGAAAUAGUGCAGGUUUCCUGGUAAAAUAAUAGCUAUAGGAUCAAUGGAGUGUUUCAGUAGUGUAGGUUAGACAUGGGUGUACAAUUUUCUUACCAAGUGAGGUUUGUUUUGUUAUGCCUACUUUUCUGGGUGCCUAACCCUAGUCGAUGGCAGACAAGGAACAUCCCCAACCACAGGGUGGUUUUUCCUAAAGGCCAUUGUUUCCUGUGCCUCUCUGAGGGGGCCAGGUUCUGGCUCAUGGUCCCCAGUAGGCUUAACUCCAUUGACUAAUGCCCUAGACUGAUAUAUUGCAUAACAGUCCCAUAGCUCCAGGGAGGCAAAGGGGCUCGCAAGAGAAAAAAAUAUAAGGUCAGCUUUAAAUAAUUGCUCUGCUCCACGUUAAAUUGACCACCACUGUGCUGCAGCAGCAAACUGAUACCUUAGGCUGCCUUGUGUUGUGGCAGUGUAUAAAUGCCAUCAUGCACGAGUGUGAAUUGUUGUGCUAGUUGGAGCACAUACUUUCUACUAUCAUAGCCAAUUAGCCCUUCUUUCCUUUUCUUCAUGUAGAGUGAGAGAUUUAUGUAUACUGUACUAGUGUGUUAACCUUUUGAGCGAGUAAUUAAUUUAUGUGUUCCAUUCUCUUAAAAAAAAAAAAAAGUUAUUUUUUGUAGUACUUUCCGACAAAUCUGAGUUUAGGAGAAGAGACCCGGUGGGUUAAUUUAAUCUGCUGUUAAGAGAGAUCUAUUAUAAGGUAUAUAUACUGCACCAUCCUUUAUGGUAGCUUGAGUGUCAGAGCCAUUUAUUGACAAUAAAAGCAACACCUCAUAUCCUGACUGCUCUAUGGUGUUUACCACGUGGUAAAAUAAAACUUUACAUAACCUGCACUCCAUCUAUACCAUAACCAACAUGAUAUUACAUACCAUUCAAUUUAAGGGUUAAUACUGUAUUGAAAUUCAUAAGAACACUUUAGCCAAAGAAGCAUUUUUAGUUUCAGGACAGCCACAAUCAAAUACUGUAUAUUUAAGAAAAUCUAGAGGCUCGGUAUUAUAAUUAAUUCAACCCAUCCGCCUGUUUAGGAAGUAGUUUUUAUAACUAUGUGCACCAUAGUACAAACACUGAUGUACUAAGGAAUAAGAUUUUGUAAUAUUCAUUUUAUAAAGAGUCCAACAAAAAUAAAGCUUAAAAAACA